Epinephelus moara (kelp grouper) is the source of this 3714-nucleotide messenger RNA. RefSeq names its product zinc finger protein 260-like. The transcript has 2 exons. The coding region runs from base 246 to 1478 and encodes 410 amino acids. Lineage: Eukaryota; Metazoa; Chordata; Actinopteri; Perciformes; Serranidae. The record is from RefSeq and is a predicted model, not a curated record.
GUCUUCACACUGUUUGAGCAAGAUGACGUCGAGCAGAAAUGUGUCUCUGUCAGAAAGUGUGUGUGAGCUCCAGCAGUAGUGAUCCAUCAGGGCUUCUGUGUGUCUGAAUGAACUUUUUCCUGAAUGUUUUUUAUCUGACUCAUCACCCGGUAGCCUGCAAAUCUAUUGGAGUUAGCUUAGCAUGCUAGCUAGAAACAGACUGAUGGGGACGGAAGUUAGCAUCAAAGCGCCUGUCAGAGUGACUGAUGGAGAGCAAACAGUGUUUGGAUGUGGAGACAAAGUCUAAAAUGUCUAAAGCCCAAAUGCUGAGAGCGUUGGUGAAGCAGCGACUAACUGCGGCUGCUGAAGAGAUAUUUGGGCUGUUUGAAAGAACGAUAGCAGAGUACGAGGAGGAACUCUCUAGAUCAAAAGAGGAGAACGAGCGACAACGGAAACUACUGGACGCUGUUUUCAGCCCUCAGCUUCAGUUACACAGAGCGGAAGGCCAGCAGCUGUUGGUGGUUAAAGAGGAGGUUCCCCCUGAGCAAGAGUGGAGCUCCAGUCUGGACCAGGAGGACCCAGAGCCCCCACACAUUAAAGAGGAACAGGAGGAACUCUGGAGCAGUCAGGAGGGAGAGCAGCUUCAAGGGCUGGAGGAGGCUGAUAUCAAGUUCACAUUCACUCCUGUCUCUGUGAAGAGCGAAGACGAGGGUGAGGAGAUACCUCAGUCCUCACAGUUUCAUAAGAGACAAACUGAACAGAUGGAAACAGGAGCUGAUGGAGAGGACUGUGGAGGACCAGAACCAGCCAGGGACUCAGAUCCAGAUACACAUUUACAACCAGUUAGUGAAGAUGAUUCUCUGGACUCUUCUGAGACUGAAGUCAGUGCUGAUGAGACCAGAGACCCUCAGUCAGGUUUACAGUCUUUGAAAAACAAUCAAGUUCCUGUCAAUGAUUCAAGAAGUCGCGCUGGUAAGAAACCAUAUAGAUGCUCUGAGUGUGGGAGAAGAUUUCUUAAAAAGGGAAGUCUGAAGCAACACAUGAAAAACCACACAGGAGAUAAACCUUUCAGCUGCCCAGUUUGUGGUAAAAGAUUUUCAGUCAAGUCACGAAAGGUGACACACAUGAGAAUUCAUUCAGGAGAAAAACCUUUCAGCUGCUCUGUCUGUAAGAAGUCAUUUGCAUGGAGUGAAAAUAUACAUGCACACAUGAGAACUCAUACAGGAGAGAAACCUUACAGCUGCUCCAUUUGUGAUAAAAGUUUUAGACAAAAGAUAAAUCUGACCCAGCACAUGACACAUCACACAGGGGAGAAACUGUACAGCUGCAGUGUUUGUAACAAAAGAUUUGCCUGGUCAUCUCAGGUCACAAGACAUAAAUGUGUUGGUCGUCAAACUCAUGAGAACAGAGAGGCAGAGCCUCCAGCCGACAGCUUAACUGAACAGAUAGAAAGAGAAGCUGAUGGAUUGUGGAGGACCAGAACCAGCCAGGAACUCUGAUACAGAUACACAAUUGCAAACAGACACCAUCGACGAGACUGGAGACUUCUGAGACUGAUGGCAGUGAUGACUGGAAAAGGACAGAGAACCUCAAUCAGGUUUAAGCUCCUUAAAAAACAAUGAAGUACCUGUCAGUGACAUGGACUGUAAAACUGGAAAAGAUUUGACCACAAGGGAAACACUGCAGACUAGAGUUCACACAGCAGAGAAACCAUUUAGUUGUUCAGUUUGUGACAAAAGAUUCUCUCAGUUCUAUAAUGUUAAAAAAAAACAUGAGUGUGUUGGUGAGAGCUGCAGUAAUAAAUGAAGCUACAGAGAUGCAAUUGAGACAUUUUUUAGAGCAGGAUUGAGUUCCUGAGGGCAAGACCUGGUUCAACACCAAUUAGCUAAAAACUGACAGACUUAAGGCUGAUACAGAUUCCACAGUAAGUCUUUUAAAAGAAGAUGAAGUUACACAAACAUUUAAAUUUUUGUCAAUUUGCGUCUACGUUAUUUUGACAUUUUUCUGGGGCACUGUGCUUUUUGGUAUUACAUGUCUGAACUGAUUCAACUUGUUUAACAUUGUCUAAAGGGAUUUCAUAUGUCCUGGACAGCUCUGUGGUGUGAGAUAAAUUAUCAGCAGUGCUGAAACUGAUGUAAAAUAUUUAACUUUAUCAUUAUUCAGUAGCUUUUUCUUUACAGUUUGAAGUCAUUACCUCCUUGUUCUUGCUUUACAGUAGAAAUUGAACAUGGUUAGUUUGUGUGUAAGGUAAAGUGGAAUAAAUAUUAAAAUAUAGUGGACACUUACACUGAUAUAGGUUUUAGGUGGCUAAAAUACAUAUUUGCAGCGGCUCUGAGCAAAGCAACAAAGUACAUAAAAUAAGCACAGCAGAACCGUCAGAUGAGUUGGACUGUAGUGUUUACCUAUGCUUCUUUAAAUGUUACAGUUUUGAUUUUGGCUGAAAAUGACAACAGAAAUCAACUCGUUUACCAAUUUGACAUAUCUCUGCAGUUGUAAUCAACUGCUGGUUGUCUACCCGGGAGUGACUGUUGUUAACGUGAUGUCCAAUUAAUUCGGUCUAUUGAAGUACAACCUUAAACUGCAGAAAAUGUGGUGACACUGGCUGAACUUUUUUAUUAAGCAAUACAAACUUAUCCUCUCCAAAACAGUCUCCAAAUCGUAUAUGAGUUUUCGAAAAUGUGAUGGAAGGAAUACUUUGUAUGUGAAAUGGAAAUGGAAAGCAGAACUGAAUGCUAAUCUGUCGGGAGAUGAGUGGCACUCCAUCUGUAGCACGCAGUAAACCUCCACCAGCACAAAAAAUGGAGAGAAUUUGGCUGGAAGAAUAUCAUUAGAUUUUUUUAUCACACCAUGUACAAAAUUCAAGCAAUCAGGUGAACAACAGCACUGCUGGAGACUCUGUGGGCACGUGAAUGCCAAUCACUCACAUAUACUUCGGUCAUGUAUAAAACUUCAAACAUUCUGUGAUAGGAUUAUUCUGAUCCUUGAGAGAGUUACAAGAUCCCAAGGGACCCACGGAUUGUGUACUUAGGAUUAAUACUCGAGGACAUUAUUCAUGAGAAGGACACUUAUCUGUUCAAAAUCCUUAUAGUGGCAUGCAAAAAGGUGCUAGGAACUGGCUAAAACUUGACCCUCCAAGUCCGCGACAGUGGUUGGACGUUGUAAAGGAACUAUAGUCAGGGUAUAUAUAUGGGGUCACAUAAUCACAGAGCAAGUUCAUAAUUAUGUAGGCUUAUUUUCCAUUUUGAUAUGAGUCCAUAACCGGUCCCAAGGAGAUACUCCUUUCUCCUGAUCGCCAUUUAUUCUACUGAGCAUACAUACUUAUUAUACAAUAAGAUGCUAUUUCCACCACCAGAUUAACCUUUUCUUUUUCUAUUCUGGGGCCUUUGUUAUCUUCAGUGUCUUAGAAUAAUUUGACAGACAGUUAUUAGACCCACAAUAAUAACAGAAAAUGCACACUUGGACACGACUGGUAUUUGCGACCAACCCCCAGUAAACACAACUUUGGACUUCAAGGGAUUUCUGAACCAACCACCAACUUAAAAUUUUUAAUACUCUAAUGCACUAAAUUCCUAAAUUCCCAUAUACAGUGCAGGAAAGCUCCUAUUUCACUUUUACAUUUCCAACAGCUAUUGUUAUUUAACAACUUAAUUCUGUAGAGUCGUAAUGGUGUAUGAUAAAAUCUGUGCAGUAUCUUAUGUUGUGUGAGCUUCCCCCUCAUUUCUUUCACAUAUUUAC